Molecule: messenger RNA, 2235 nt
Organism: Mycotypha africana
Lineage: Eukaryota; Fungi; Mucoromycota; Mucoromycetes; Mucorales; Mycotyphaceae
Product: Rho GTPase activation protein
Exons: 8
Coding region: 218-2035 (605 amino acids)
Biological process (GO): regulation of GTPase activity; signal transduction
Cellular component (GO): cytoplasm
Source: RefSeq, a predicted model, not a curated record
AUUAUUAAACCACAGCAAAAAAUAAAAGCAUGAGGCAGGACCAGCAGCUGCAUACAUAAUGUAGCAGUAGACGAACAGAGAACGAAUAGAGUGUCCCUUAAAUUAUUUUCAUUCUGUUAUCAUGCUGCUAAACUUCUUUUUCUUCUCAAUUUAUUUUUCCUUGUAAAAACUUCCUACUCUUUUUCCACUUUUCUACUUCCAUUCUUUUAAACUUAACAUGUUAUCCACAGAUGACCAGCAAGCGACACCAUUACAGCAGCACGAUUCCGAUCAACAACAGAUACAAGAUGAAGUGGAAGAUCUUGGAGUGAAGAAUAACGAUCAGCAGCAACUAGAGGAACAGGAGAGGCAAAAAGCGGACUCUGAGCAAGUGACAAACGAAGUGAUAGCCAAACUUACACGCUUAGAGGGCGGAUUUCAAUGUCUAUUGGAUAAAGUGAAACAGGACAUCCAAGCAGCAAAAGAUGUUGCACUGUUUCUUAAAAAGAGAGCAGUCAUCGAGGAGGAAUAUGGAAAGCAAAUGAUAAAACUGGCACAGUCAGUAAGCGAGACUUACGAGAAGAACCAUCAAACAAAGUCUAGUUACGGAACUAUAUGGACCCAGUUUUUGAAAGUACACGAAAAAAUUGGCGAACAAAGAGUCAGGUUUUCCAGUGAUAUAGCGGAGGUUUCCGACGACGUACAGAUUAUGAGUAAGGAUAUCGAAAAGAGUCGAAAGCAAGUAAAAGAGUCGGGUAUUCGACAUGAACGAAUUAGAAUGGAAGCAGAAGCUGCACUAGACAAGAGCAAGCAAAGAUACGACAUGUUUAGUGAAGAAUGGGAGAAGGCUAUCAUUGCGAAAAAUAAUAGCGAAACAGCAGACUUGGAUCAUAGUAGCAAAAGUGGUGGUUUAUUUAAAAGCAAUAAAACUCCAAUGCAGCUUAAACGUCAAGUCGAUGAGUCAUGUGCAAAAGCGAACCAAGCACAAUCGAUAUACAAGAAUCAGCUCAUUGCUACCAACGCAGCUCGUCAAAACUAUUAUCAAAUUAAAUUACCAUCCGAUUUGUUCACUUUGAAAUCGGUUGACGAUGAGUGUAAUGCUGCUACACGAUAUCAAUUGGCUCGCUAUUCUUAUCUAUUUGAGGAAGCACUUACGAAAGAUGGUUAUGCGCUGGAUAAUGAUGACGGAACUGGGCUUAGAUCGUUAACAGAAAAGAUUGAUUAUGAUAUAGAUAUUGUGGAAGUCGUAAAGAGGAUGAUGGUGAAGGCAACAAAUAAUAGUAGUAAUAGAGGUCAUCAGCAAGGCAGCAGCAACAAUAACCCACGACUGAUUAACAUUGAACAAGAGAUACCCUACAAGGAAUACCCAAUGUCUGCUACUGCUAUGAGUAUAUUAAAACCAAAUCCGGUAUUUGGUAUAGAUUUAACACAACUAAUGCAAAGAGAUGGUCAAGAAGUGCCUCUUGUAGUACAAAAAUGCACAGAAGCUGUCGAGCAAUUGGGACUGAAAACUGUUGGAAUUUACCGUGUGUCAGGCACGAGUACGCAAAUACAGAGACUUAAAAAUGCGUUUGACAGAGAUUGUAAAUCAGUAAAUCUCUUGAGUGAAGAGAAUAGGGCUGAUAUCAACAACGUUACCAGCUUGUUAAAGUUAUGGUUCAGAGAGCUACCAGAUCCAUUAUUUCCUCAAUCAUCGUAUCAACAUUUCAUGAAUGCAGCAAGAAUCGAAAAUGAUCGUAUGCGAGUGUUAGGCCUACAUACUAUCAUCAAUGAUUUACCAGAUGCACACUAUGCUACUCUCAAACAUAUUAUGUGUCAUCUUGACAGAGUACAACAAAAUCAAGAGUAUAAUAAAAUGACAAUUGCCAAUCUAUCAACAAUCUUUGGCUUGACUCUUAUGGGCGGAGAUGGCGGUAGCAACCAAUCUUCCAUUUCAUCCCAUCAAGAAAAUAUACGACUAGCAGACACACAAUGGCAUGUUAAGAUUGUUCAAACUAUUAUAGAGAAUUAUAGGCUAAUUUUUGAACCCGAUGAAGAAGAUGAAGGGACAGCAUAAUUGCAGUAUCAGCUUAAAUAUGGCUUAAAUAAUAGCGGCUCCAUUUAUACGAUGUCCAUUCUGAAAGCUAAUAAACUCAACGUGAGAUAACCAACUUUCGUGUUGUAUUUGGUUUGAAAACUGAACGCUACAACUUAGAAUUCUAAAUUUGCUAAAUAUGAUGUGAACUGUGGAAAUAGAAUAACGCAUCUAAUGUGUCG